Messenger RNA from Rhododendron vialii, 3030 nucleotides. RefSeq names its product long-chain-alcohol oxidase FAO4A. The transcript has 5 exons. The record is from RefSeq and is a predicted model, not a curated record. Gene Ontology annotation, molecular function: long-chain-alcohol oxidase activity; flavin adenine dinucleotide binding. NCBI's taxonomy places the organism in Eukaryota, Viridiplantae, Streptophyta, Magnoliopsida, Ericales, Ericaceae. Bases 89 to 2539 code for a protein of 816 amino acids.
UCUCCCUCUCUCUGUCUCUCUCGCUCCUAACUCAACCAUAAAUACCCAAGAUGCUCCUUCCUUCUUUCACCACCUCUUCGUUCUUCCAAUGGAGCAAACCAAGACAGAAACUGGUGUUGCCUCCCCAUCAAAGGAGAGAGAAGAACAACCUAGAGUGAUCAUAGAAUUGGGUAGCACCACCGCUGCCACCGACUCAUUCAGACUUCUUUCUAGUGGCGGUGGAGGAGAGAGGGUACCACCAUCAUCCUCAUCAUCAUUUCAUCCAGUAGCUUCUCUCUCAUCGGGUCAGAUGGAGUCCCUUUCUGCUUUGUGUGACACCUUCUUGCCAUCGAUUGAUGUUUCCAACGACACCGUUGAUGACUCCAUUGCUACUUUUUUCCGAACAUCAGCCUCUAUGGUUGGAACUCCACAUAGGGUGGGAGAGUUAAUUAGUGGGAGAUUACAACAUCCGAAGCUGUUUUUGAUGAGAUUGGCGUUAUGGGGACUGUCAACAUGGAUAGGAACGCUGGUUUUAUGUGGAAGGGCAAGUCUGGGCAGAGAUUUUCCCUAUGCCCAGAGGUUUUCAAAGAUUUCCCGGGAGAAGAGGGAAGAGAUAAUCAAGUCAUGGUCUGUGAGCUAUUUACCUGUCCUAAGGAUGCUUUUCUUAGGCUUGAAGAUUCUCACUCUUCUCACUUUCUUCACUCAGGUAAAUGACAAGAAUGAAAACCUCUCGUGGAAAGGAAUUGGCUACAGUGGACCAGACCCAGAUUUCAAAACCAAAACUCAAAAAAACAGAACCCCGAAAGAUCAGAUGUGGUAUUCAAGAUCAGAAAACCAAGCAAAGGAAAUUGUGGAUGUCGAUAGAGAAGAGAUCUUUGGACCUCUUUACAAGGGCAUUAUCAUAAUAAACAACCCACUUCAAAUAGUUGCCGAAAAUCUUCAGAAAUCAGGAUUUAUAGUCUCAUUUCCCAAUCAGAAACACCCAACACGAAAUUCCCUCAACCCUACUUUGAUCAUCAAAUGUGAUGCAGUGGUGGUUGGUUCCGGCUCCGGUGGCGGGGUAGCCGCCGGAGUACUAGCAAAAGCCGGCCACAAAGUGCUUGUCCUAGAGAAAGGGAGCUACUCUGCCAGAACCAAGCUCUCACUUCUAGAGGGACCAACAAUGGAUCAAAUGUACAUGGGAAAUGGGUUGUUAGCAACAGCGGACAUGGGUGCUGUGAUACUUGCGGGGGCCACCGUGGGCGGUGGUUCUACUGUGAAUUGGUCAGCUUCGAUCCAGACUCCACAGCUUGUGCUCGAGGAAUGGUGUGAAAAAUAUGAACUCGAGUUAUUUGAGAGUAGAAUGUAUAAGGAAGCAAUGGAUGUUGUUUGUGAAAAGAUGGGGGUACAAUUUGGUUUUGAUAAUGAGGGGUUCAAUAAUGCAGUGUUGAGAAGAGGGUGUGAAGAAUUGGGUUAUCCUGUGAAGAAUAUCCCUCGGAAUUCCCCCGUGGAUCACUACUGUGGGUGGUGUUGCUUUGGCUGCAAAGAUGGAAGAAAGAAAGGUACCUUGGAGACAUGGCUACUGGACAUGGUGAACUCCGGAAAUGGAGCAAUCCUGCCGCAGUGUCAAGCACUAAAAGUCUUGCACAAGAGAAAGAAAGGAAGAGGCAGAAGUGCAGCAACUGGAGUCGCCUUCGAAUUCCAACACAGAGGUGUCAAGCAAAUCUGCAUCGUGGAGUCAAAGGUCACUAUCGUUGCUUGCGGUGCUCUCGGCACGCCUCCACUACUUAAAAGAAGCGGGUUAAAGAACCCAAACAUCGGGAGAAACCUGCACCUCCAUCCGGUGACAAUGGCGUGGGGAUACUUUCCCGAUAACCCUUCGUCGGAUACGUGGCCGGAACCGGAGAAGAAGAGCUACGAAGGGGGGAUAAUGACGGCGAUGUCGACAGUCGUGUCGAAUUUGGACAAGUCAGGCUAUGGGGCAUUGAUACAGACACCUAGUCUGCACCCCGGAAUGUUCUCUGCUUUGAUGCCGUGGGUUUCUGGGAUUGACAUUAAAAUGAGGAUGUGCAAAUUUUCAAGAACGGCCCACGUGUUUGCCUUGGCGAGAGAUCAUGGAUCAGGAGAGGUUAUAUCCGAAAGCAAAAUCCAGUACCAGAUGACCCGAACUGACGAAGAGUAUUUACAAAGAGGGCUGGAGAAGGUAAUAAGGAUAAUGGCAGCAGCCGGAGCUGAAGAAAUCGGAACCCACCAUCGAAACGGGAGCAAAAUAAACACAAAGCGAGCCAGUUCCCACGAGUUCGAGAUGUUCGUGAAGGAGGAGAGCGGAAGGGGGUUGAGAGAGCUCUUGACGCCGAUUUGUUCGGCACACCAGAUGGGUAGUUGUCGAAUGGGGGUCGAGCCGAAGGGGUCAGCGGUGAACCAGAUGGGGGAGACGUGGGAGGUGGAAGGGCUGUACGUUGCGGAUUCAAGCGUGUUUCCAACGGCUUUGGGGGUGAAUCCGAUGGUGACGGUUCAGGCCAUUGCCUAUUGUACUGCGCAGUCAGUGCUUGGUGUUCUUACGAGGACCAAGAAUCGGUAGAAUUAGUUGGCGUCGGGAUGCGUACAACAUGCCGUUGGGUCUGUUCCGAAAUGCUGAUGGAUGAGGUUCUCGGGCCUGCGACAUGGGGUGGGCUUCCCGUAUCGAGAAGUUUGGAUUUGUGUGUUUAUAAAAGCCAAUAAUUGCAGUGAUGCAUGUGUUAUUAAAAAUUAUUUGGUGGUAUUGAGCUACCGUCACGUGGUGUUUCAAUACUGUAAUCCACCACGGAUCCUGAAUAAUUACUUGUGUGUUAAAAAGCCUGGGAGCAUCUCUCAGUUACCAAUUGCCUUGUAACUGCAUGUAUAGUAUUUCUUGUGAGUCCUGCCUUGCCUUGCCUUGAUUGUGCAUCCUCAUAAGGAUUAAGACAAAAGUUUCAAAGAAAGUGUGACUGUUGAUCUUUUGAUGGGUUAUCUGAAUUUUGUACCUCGUGGUAUGAUUGUUAAUGAAAAAUUAGAUUACGAUCUAAUUAAUAUAUGAAUUUUUAUGGUUCAAAA